AUGAGUCAGCCAGAAACCAUCAGUGACUCUUUGGGAAACACAACCACCUCCUCACAACCAUUAACCGACAAUCAUCAACAGAUAUUUGUCAAUGACUUGCCAGAUGAGAUUUUAAUUCAUUCCUUCUCGCAGCUCGACCCUUCUUCAUUGAAUAGUCUACGACUCGUUUGCAAGAAAUGGAACCAUGUAAUCAGUGACAAGGAAACCUGGACCAAACUGUUUCGUAGACGGUUUGGAAUACAAACUUCAGUAUCAUCGUUCCCCAGUGUUACACAUGGAUCAAAUUGGAUGCAAGAGUAUUUUGCUAGGCUAAGGAUCAUACGUAAUUGGAAAAAGGGUAUAUCUACACAUCAAACGUACCAGAUGGUCAAUAGUGAACAUCGUAUGGGUGGAUUGACGUUGUGUGAUUUCAAAAUGAAUAAACUUGCCGUAUUUGAUAAAGUACUGGGCAAUAUUAGUGUGGGCAAUCUUGAUAGUGGGAAAAAUCAAAGUUUCAUUCCAGGAAUGAUGAAUAUGGACAUUUUGAGUUAUGACAUGAACUUUAAUUACUUGGUGAUGGGAAAAAAGGAUGGAGGGAUUGUGGUCAAGAACUUGAUCAUAAGCACUUCAAUAAGUCAGCGGGGUAGUGUGACAAAUUUUGAAGUUGUUGAUGAGGAAAGGAGUUCGGUUACCAGUGUGACUAUUAACACGAAAGUUGACAAGAAUGGAUUGUCAGUUGACGUCAUUAGUGGACUGGCUGAUGGCAGUUUACGGAGUUGGAGCCUACAUGGGAAACUCAAGAAUAAGGUCGCGUUGGACGGGAUUGUUUUGAACAUUAAGUCUGAUUUCAGCAAGUACAUAAUUGCAAACACCACUGCAUCGGUCUAUGUUUUGAGAUUUGAAAAUUUGGAGAUUUUGGGACAUGCGCAUUUGGAUAGUCCCAUGUGCGACGAAGAAGCAAUGCAUAUUGAGCAACUCGUUCACCUGAAAAACUCCUUAGAUGUUGAUUUUGGUCGACAAAGCAUCAUUAUAUGUCGUGACAGGAGUGUUCGGGUUUAUGACUUCUACUGCACUGGAGUACGAAGACUAGAUCUUGAAGAUGCAGUUGUUGUUCUGACGCAACUUCAAACGGCAGAUAAACGGAGUUUGCUGAAUGUGAACUCGAAUGCAGUCGUUGGUGGUGAUGGGUUACUUUGUGGGAAUCUACUAAGUGACGGAAGCAUUAUUGUUUGGAAUGUCCGUGAGGUGUCAUCGCAAAAGAUUGAACCACAGCUACGACUUUCCCCCGAAUUGAAUCAUAAGAAGAUUCUGGGUCGAAUACACAAUGCAGUAUUGAAUGGCCACUUACUUGGUGUUUCAACUUUUGCAUUGAAUGCGUCUGUUGUUGCAGUGGCGGGAUACAACGGAUUGACAUGCAUUUAUGAUGUCUUUACUGGAAAGUUUUUGAGGGAAGUUUCAAUCAAGUUUCCCAAGCGAUUCGACCACAUGCAGCAUUACCCCAAACUGGUGGAAUUGGUACAACUCAACUUUGACCAAGAAGAUACCAAUGGUGUAAUAGUGUGUGGAGAUGUGAUUCAAUAUUUCGAAGUUGGAAAGAUAAAUAGUAAACGACCUGGUGUUGGUUCGAGGAAAGCAAAGCACGUUAAUAUGGGAUCUCAUGGCAAGCACGAGUCCAAGAAGAAGAUAAGAGAUGGCAUGGACGAGUACCAUCGACAGGUAUACGUACAAAACAAAACUGAGGAGUUGUUUGAUCGAUACAAUGGGACCGAAUUUGAUGACGAGGAAGAGGAAAUGAGAGUUGCUUUGGCCAUGAGCGAAAACAUGUAUAGCAAUAACUCAAGUCAAACAGAUAUGGAGGUGCAUAUCAAUGGAAGCAGUCGUCCAGAUAAUGACUUGGCGUUGGCCUUGGAACUUUCGGCAGGAAAAACUGGUGAUGACAAUGGCUGCUUUCAAUCACAAGACAGAGUGAUACAUCAAACGCAAGACGAUGAUGAGGUUGAUGAAGAGUUGAGACGUGCUUUGGAAUUAUCAUUGAUAGAGCACUGA
Lodderomyces theae is the source of this 2025-nucleotide messenger RNA. RefSeq names its product SCF ubiquitin ligase complex subunit. Gene Ontology annotation, cellular component: SCF ubiquitin ligase complex. Gene Ontology annotation, biological process: SCF-dependent proteasomal ubiquitin-dependent protein catabolic process. Gene Ontology annotation, molecular function: protein binding. The coding region runs from base 1 to 2025 and encodes 674 amino acids. NCBI's taxonomy places the organism in Eukaryota, Fungi, Ascomycota, Pichiomycetes, Serinales, Debaryomycetaceae. The transcript has a single exon. The record is from RefSeq and is a predicted model, not a curated record.